CCCUUGAGUCGCGCCUUCAAACACGGCCGACGCGCAAAGCACUUUGAUAUGCCUCGCUUUGCAGAAGGUACGGGAAUCCCGAUACGUGGCAAUGUUUCUCUACCGCCACAGACCGCGUCGCCCGCAGAGACACCGAUGCCAGAUCGAAUCCGCAUAAAGAAUCGGCGCAAAAGAUACUUGGACACUCAUCCUGAAUACUUUGGACCCCAGCUUGAGCUGGCAGAUCCCCUCCUUUACGACCGAUUGAUCCGCCGUUUCCAAACGCCCGCUGAACGCGAAGCCGAAGGUCGGCAGAAGGGGUACUCCGGCAUCCUCGAAGCGGACUUGUACCGGAGCGAAGCAAAACUCGAAGCGUUGCGGCACCCAGACCCUCAUGCUUUGUUCACGUAUAAGCGCGGGCCGAACGGAGAAAUACUAGCUGAAGAUCGGGAUGAAGUGCCCGCGAACAAGGAGGAAGGCCUCGCAAGGUGGAGGUGGGAGAUGCAAGUCCGCUUUCUGAGAGGUGGAGAUGACGACUUCGACUAUGACUCCGUGGACUACAAUCCGGAAUACGACGACCGCGUCCUUGAAGAGAGAGACGCUGAAGACAAGUACUUUGAUGAGCAGGAGCCCGAGUUCGUCAAGGGCGAGGAAGGACUCCCUGGGAGUCAAAGUCAUGAAUUAGAGGGCGAGACCGGCAUUCAAGAUUUCUGAUUCAAAAUUCUCAACUGCGCUUCCAAUCGACAUCAGCCAUGCUUGGUGCGAAGUCAGCAACGUAAGAGGUAACAGCGAAGUCCUCAGAGCACGAUUCCUUUGAUCCGACUCCCAGACGAUCUAGGCGGCUCAUCCGAGCAGGCUCUGGCUUGGUGACGGCAUUGGUCACUCCACCUCGAGCUAUACCAAUGGCUGCGGCGUGCUCCCGGUAGCGGACAGUCCCUGGUACAGAGCCUGAAUUUUCUUCGUGCGGUUGCGGUCGAAGUCCUCUGGCCGACCAUGUCUUGAAACUGCUUUAAUGUCAUUCAGGCUGUCAAAAUAUCCAUUGGAUCCAUCAACCCCCGAAGACUACUGGCACACCGAACGUGAGGCAUCCUCCUGAAAACCUCUUGGCCCUCCGUCUCCUGCAUGAAAUCCUGCCAUUCUUUGGUCGCAAUCCAUUCUUGACGGGCUUGUUUGUCCCGAAACUUCAUGAUCAUGACGGUGUCGUGGACUUCCUCUCGGGAAGUUACUGGGUUCUUUUGGCGUGCAGAAGUUGGGGCAGUAUCGGGGAUUUCGACCGGGUACGUCUCAAAUUUGGAUAUCAAAGGAGAAAAUGCCGCAUGCAUGCCUAAUCUUGCAAUCAUGGAAUCCAGCUGAUGGGUUGGCUUGUCCUCCAGUUUCCCUCGUCGAACGAGAUCCUGAUCGGCAGGUUGUACGUUGCGCUUCAUUUGAGAUGCAAAGAAGUAAAACAUGCAAGUCAGCGGACGUUGGGUGUCAGCAUGCUCUUUUCGCACGCGCUCUGCUGUGGUUCGUGAUGCUUCGUGUUGCCUGCUAAGGCUUGUUCGUUCUAGGAGCAUUCUGAUGUCUGGAGGAGUGAGCGGCUCAAUUGGAAGCCACGACAAGGACAAGGAAUAUGUCUGUAUAUCUCGUGAUUUCUAGUUAGCAGAGGCAGGGAGUUGAAGGACGGCGGGGAGUUGACGUGAGGCGCUGGAGGAGGGACGUAGGCGGCCCCAAUGGCUGUGA
This is a messenger RNA of Cladophialophora immunda, 1698 nucleotides long. RefSeq lists its product as uncharacterized. NCBI's taxonomy places the organism in Eukaryota, Fungi, Ascomycota, Eurotiomycetes, Chaetothyriales, Herpotrichiellaceae. The transcript is spliced from 2 exons. The record is from RefSeq and is a predicted model, not a curated record. Bases 49 to 693 code for a protein of 214 amino acids.